Messenger RNA from Hemicordylus capensis (graceful crag lizard), 4843 nucleotides. It is a transcript of the gene CAMK2D, whose product is annotated as calcium/calmodulin dependent protein kinase II delta. Gene Ontology annotation, biological process: protein phosphorylation. The coding region runs from base 1240 to 2814 and encodes 524 amino acids. Gene Ontology annotation, cellular component: neuron projection; cytoplasm. Gene Ontology annotation, molecular function: calcium/calmodulin-dependent protein kinase activity; calmodulin binding; ATP binding. The record is from RefSeq and is a predicted model, not a curated record. The transcript has 21 exons. Lineage: Eukaryota; Metazoa; Chordata; Lepidosauria; Squamata; Cordylidae.
CCACUGAAUGGAACGCGGUGAAGGGCGGAUGGAAUCACCCAGGGGGGGUGAGGCGCCCCUCCCUCCCAGGGUCUGGGAGCGAAACCAGAUGGGGGAACAGCGGCCCCGAGAGCCUGCUCUGUAGGGCAUAUCGGUCGAAAUCCGAAAUUUAAAGGCAUCGUAAAAGGGAAACUGCACUAGGGCAGAACACGGCAGGGCAUACCUUGUGUGCAGGUAUGCAAACAGGAAAUCGCCACGUUCCUUUCUUUACACAGACCUAGCAAAGAUUUACUCAUUUAUUUUGCACAGCUCUUUUGGGCUUCCAGCUCCUCACUUGGGAAGGUUUUCCGUGUUUGCACAUCCAUACCUCAUGGGACUCUGGGGUGUUUCUUUUAUUAGCCGAACCCUCAGGGCCCCUCUCUCCAAGCACACAUCCCAUUCCAGCCAUUCUCCUGCAAUUUGGUGUAAUACUGGCUCAUUAAAAGGAAGGGCAGAAGGAAAGAAAGAAAAAGCCGAGGACAACCGGGCUGCCUAGGCAAAGGACCUGCCCGUCCGGCUGUCGCUAGAGGGAGGUGUGGUACAGGGAGACAAGACAGCCGGGGGAGCCGCCGGAGGAAGAGACAGCAGGAAGGAGAAGCCGAGCCACCUCUCCAACUCAGGGCUCCGUCCUCUGCUGCCGCCUUGCUUGGAUCGAGGUUGCGAGGCGCAAGCAAGCAGCGCGCUUCCCGAGGCGCCGCCACCUCCGCCGCAGUCGCAGAAGGGAAACAUCUGGGGCGACUUCUGAAGAGGAGAGGCCGUCCAGCCGAGAGGGCAGCUGGGGUUACUUGCGAAGCGACAACGGAGCCGCCUCUGCCUCUUCUCGCUCCCCAUUUGUAUCCUGGUUGUUAUUAAGCUGCCACUGCUGCGGACCUCGCGCGCUUGCCUUCCUCCGUUUGGUUUUGGUUUCCCUUUUGGAUGGCACCUUUUUUGUAGGCAGCAGCGCGCUCGAUCUUUGCGGGGGAAAUAAAGGAGGGAGAAAGGGAAGACCGGAGGAGAAGCUCGCCUCCUCUUCUCCUCCUGGAACAAACAAACAAGCCAGCCGGGAAGUAAAAAAAAAGAAGCUGCCAAGAGGGGAGUGUGGCCGUCGACUCGCCCGGAGGAGGAGAAGCGCCUUUGCCCUCCCAGCUCUCAUCCUUUUCCGCCCACCACCCCUCCUGUGCCCACCUUUCCUCCGCCUUCCCUUCCCUUCCUCGGAGGCACCAGCACGAGCAAGCCGGGCUCAUGAUGGCUUCAACCACGACCUGCACCAGGUUCACCGACGAGUACCAGCUCUUCGAAGAGCUCGGAAAGGGAGCUUUCUCAGUAGUGAGAAGAUGUAUGAAAAUCACUACGGGACAAGAAUAUGCUGCCAAAAUUAUCAACACUAAAAAGCUGUCGGCAAGGGAUCAUCAGAAGCUGGAAAGAGAAGCUAGAAUCUGUCGACUUUUGAAGCACCCUAAUAUUGUGCGACUUCAUGACAGCAUAUCAGAAGAAGGAUUCCAUUACCUAGUAUUUGAUUUAGUCACUGGAGGUGAAUUAUUUGAGGACAUCGUUGCAAGAGAAUAUUACAGUGAAGCAGAUGCAAGUCAUUGCAUUCAGCAGAUCCUGGAGGCUGUGCUACACUGCCAUCAGAUGGGCGUAGUCCAUCGGGACUUGAAGCCUGAGAACUUGCUUCUAGCUAGCAAGUUAAAGGGAGCAGCUGUAAAACUGGCAGAUUUUGGGCUGGCUAUUGAAGUGCAAGGUGAACAACAGGCCUGGUUUGGUUUUGCCGGCACACCAGGAUACCUUUCCCCUGAAGUGCUACGAAAAGAUCCCUAUGGAAAGCCAGUGGACAUGUGGGCAUGCGGUGUUAUUCUCUAUAUCCUCUUGGUGGGAUACCCUCCUUUUUGGGAUGAAGAUCAACACAGACUUUACCAACAGAUCAAGGCUGGUGCUUAUGAUUUUCCUUCACCAGAGUGGGACACAGUAACCCCAGAAGCUAAGGACCUUAUCAACAAAAUGCUUACAAUCAACCCUGCCAAACGUAUCAAUGCCUCAGAGGCCCUCAAACACCCAUGGAUCUGUCAACGUUCUACUGUUGCUUCUAUGAUGCACAGACAGGAGACUGUAGACUGCCUGAAGAAAUUCAAUGCAAGACGGAAACUUAAGGGAGCUAUUUUGACAACUAUGCUGGCUACAAGAAAUUUUUCAGCAGCCAAGAGUUUACUGAAGAAACCUGAUGGAGUAAAGAAAAGGAAGUCCAGUUCGAGUGUUCAGAUGAUGAUAAACAACAAAACCAACGUGGUAACCAGCCCCAAAGAAAAUAUCCCUACCCCGGCGCUGGAGCCCCAAACUACCGUAAUCCACAACCCUGAUGGAAAUAAGGAAUCAACAGAGAGCUCCAACACAACCAUUGAAGAUGAGGAUGUGAAAGCUCGUAAGCAGGAGAUCAUCAAGGUUACUGAGCAGCUGAUUGAAGCCAUCAAUAAUGGGGAUUUUGAAGCCUACACGAAGAUCUGUGAUCCAGGUCUUACCUCCUUUGAACCUGAAGCUUUGGGAAAUCUUGUAGAGGGGAUGGACUUCCACCGUUUUUACUUCGAGAAUGCUUUGUCUAAGAGCAACAAGCCAAUCCAUACGAUUAUCCUGAAUCCUCAUGUCCACCUUGUGGGUGAUGAUGCUGCCUGCAUUGCAUAUAUACGGCUGACACAAUACAUGGAUGGAAGUGGAAUGCCAAAGACAAUGCAGUCAGAAGAGACACGAGUCUGGCAUCGCCGUGAUGGGAAAUGGCAGAAUGUUCACUUUCACCGAUCAGGCUCACCAACAGUACCUAUCAACUAAAUGUCAAUGGUGCCACAUUUGUGUUCUCUGCACUCGGUCGGCUACCAUCCGGGCCACCCCGUUGCCCUCUUCAUGCAUGUUUUUUUGAGUGCAUGAAGCUGUGAAAUUUCUACAUGUGAUUCAUUUAUGAUGCAUCAUUUUAUUGUAUAUUCCAUUGGUACCUUUUGUUUACACUCGUGAACGGAAAGUUCCAUGCAAUUUGAAAAUGGCAGAAUAGCAGACAAGACAGGGGAAUCAAAUUAAAAUGAGAGGGUAUAUGCAGAGCAUCCUUCUCAUGCCAAAAUAUGGUAAACAUCUUUAUGAGCAACCUAUGGAAAUGAAGGUUUAGUCUCCUUAUUUUAAUUGUUUCAACUUUUUUUUCUGGCUCACUUGUUUUUAAAGACCAUCGAAAAUUGCUUUGGUCGUUGUAGAAAUAAUGACUUUCCUACUAACAGUAGCUUUGCUGUUGUGGGACACAUGGGUAGAAAUACUGGCUUAGACUGAAGAGUUUCUGUGGGCUUACCUUGUGGGGAGUAAUCUCUGCUAAGAGUCACAGUGUGCAAACUGGAAAGGGGGGGAGAGGAAGAUGGUGUAAUUUUCUGACUUGGCCUCACUAGAAUUAUCUGUCACUGAUCCUGUUUGGUCAACAAGACUUUAAAAAAAAAACUAUUUCUUUAGCUUUGUUGUUUUAACUACAAAUGACAGGGGGUGGGUGGGGAUUUUAAGUAGCAUUUCUAGUUAGCCAAAAGCCAAGCAGUGAACAGAUAUGAGACAAGUUUUGGUGGUUGAAGCAAAAGCAUAAAAUAAAAAAAAACUUUUUUUUAUCAUUUUCUGGAUGUACAGUACAUUUACUAAAGCAAGCUAUAGAGGAUUUUUUUAAAUCAAAUGCUCUAGUCAAGGUGUGUGGUAACCUAGGACAAUUAGGCCUUAAAAGCUUAGUAUCAAGAGUUUACUUGUCUACAUUUUCUUUGUAGCAAUUUCUUACUGGGGGAAAAAUACCAGGAAACAUCAGUUUUCUAAUAAUACUGUCACACUUUCAGCACAGUAAUGUUGAUUUUUUUCAUGGCUUAUUGACAUCCUUGAACAAUGUGGAAUAAAACAAUUACUGCAGCUUCAUUCAUUUCUCUCUCACUCUCUCUUGCUGCAUAUAUACCUGUAGAAUGAGCAGGAAAUAUAUCUAGUGUCAGUUUAGAUCAAAUUGCUCACUUGCUGUUUGAUUACUGUUGUGUAGAUGUGAAAUUAUAUUCCUGCAAGUAUUGCUCCUCUUCUUUAAAAAAAAAGAAUAGGAUUUAAUUUUUUUUAAUUAAAGUUUUUCUUCUGCUGCUGUUUAUUCACUCUUUGGUUAGGAAUACAGCGGGGCUACCAUUUUCUGUAACGUUGUAUAGCGCAUGACACUUUGAUCAAUGUUCUUUUUAGAAAUUAAAAUUUACAAAUUGCAGCCUAAAAUUUUUAAGCAAGGGGCGGGGGGAGACCCAAUUUGUAUAAGUUUGACCUAUCUGUAUUGGUUACUAAUCAAAAGUGGUUCUUAUUCUUUACACCUUGAUGUUGUUCCUAGUAACAUAUGUUAGAGAAAUUUAAGCUUCUCUGGGGAGAGUUACUAUAUACUUUCAACCCACAGAAAUAUUUAUAGCAAGCAUCUCCAGUAAAUGUCUUGAGCCAUAUUAACCUGCCAAUGGGAUCUGUGAAAAAGCAAUGGCCUCAUGCAUUUUUUAAAAUAAUAAAUUUCUUUUAUGUGAAGCAGCUUUAGGUGGUAUAAGUGUAUUUACAUUUAACAAAAUUUAGGUGUAGAAUGGUUUUUCUUUUUCUUACACAUUUACCAUAGCAUGUGGUGUUGCCAUAUUAUUCUAGGUCAAGUCUGUCUUCCACACUGAAAUGUGAGAAAAAUCAUGUGAGUUAGUUCUCUGCACUCCAGCUGAAUUAUACACCUAACCCUUUGUCAUUUCAAAAUGCUGCAGUUUACCAUGGGACACAAUGUAUAUAUAUUUCUUGCCAUAAUGGUAAAGAACUGACAAAUAUAUUUAAGAGUUAAUAAAUUUGUGAUUUCUGCUGA